AUGGCUUCCGCAAUGGCAAAGCGCCUCGAAGGCAAGACUAUCGUCAUUACUGGCGCCUCGUCUGGCAUUGGAAAGAGCACUGCCCAGGAGUUCGCCCGCACGUCGCCCAAGAACCUGAAGUUGAUCCUCACCGCGCGCCGCAUCGACACAUUGAAGGAGGUCGCGGCGGAGAUCACGAAGGAGGUUGGCAAUGGUGUCCAGGUUCUUCCCGUCAAGCUGGAUGUCAGCAACCCGGAGGAAGUGAGCAACUUUGUUUCCUCCCUGCCCGAGGAGUUCAGGGAGAUUGACGUCCUUGUCAACAAUGCUGGCUUGGUCAAGGGUGUCGCCCAGGCACCUUCAAUUGCUGCUGAGGAUAUCAAGGUCAUGUUUGACACCAACGUCACCGGUCUCAUUAACAUGACCCAGGCCAUCCUACCCAUCUUCAAGAAGCGCUCUGAGGGUGGCCGCGGUGACAUUAUCAACAUUGGCAGUAUCGCCGGCCGCGAGCCUUACUCUGGUGGUAGCAUCUACUGCUCCACCAAGGCGGCUGUCCGCUCCUUCACUGAUGCCCUGAGAAAGGAGCUCGUCGCCACGAGAAUCCGUAUUAUUGAAAUUGAUCCUGGUCAAGUUGAGACGGAGUUCUCCGUUGUGCGAUUCUAUGGAGACAAGUCUAAGGCUGAUGCUGUCUACAAGGGUGUCGAGCCAUUGACCGGUGAUGACAUCGCCGAGGUUAUUGUAUUUGCAGCUGGUCGUCGUGAGAACGUUGUGAUCGCCGACACCCUGGUCUUCCCCAGCCACCAGGCUUCGGCUGGCGUCAUGCACCGCAAGUCUUAA
This is a messenger RNA of Penicillium psychrosexuale, 813 nucleotides long. Its product is annotated as SDR family oxidoreductase. NCBI's taxonomy places the organism in Eukaryota, Fungi, Ascomycota, Eurotiomycetes, Eurotiales, Aspergillaceae. The transcript is spliced from 5 exons. Gene Ontology annotation, molecular function: oxidoreductase activity. Bases 1 to 813 code for a protein of 270 amino acids. The record is from RefSeq and is a predicted model, not a curated record. Gene Ontology annotation, cellular component: cytosol.